Aaosphaeria arxii CBS 175.79 is the source of this 3749-nucleotide messenger RNA. RefSeq names its product glycoside hydrolase family 16 protein. Gene Ontology annotation, biological process: carbohydrate metabolic process. The transcript has 3 exons. The record is from RefSeq and is a predicted model, not a curated record. The coding region runs from base 374 to 3520 and encodes 1048 amino acids. Gene Ontology annotation, molecular function: hydrolase activity, hydrolyzing O-glycosyl compounds. Lineage: Eukaryota; Fungi; Ascomycota; Dothideomycetes; Pleosporales.
CAACCCACAACCCAAUUCUAUGGUUCGUGAGACCAACAGGACGAUCUCGAUAUCUACAUAUGGCAGGAAGAGCAGUAUGCAGGCUAGCAAGGCCCCGUUCUGGCGUCUUUCGCGUGCCUGGAUGCGUGUCCCGUAUCCGCCAAGCUGGAAUUUUGUGAAGGAUGAUCCUCCGACUGGAUAUAAUGCAAUAUCGAAGUGACAAGGCAUUUCGGAAUUAGCUUGAUUUUGGUUCACCAGUGACUAGUCAGGUCCUGUCGGCAGGCUGCUGGCAUUGUUUGUAUUUUGAGUAUACUAGGAAAACACAGUAAUAACAAAAGAGCCAGCUCGUCUACCCUGUGCGAACACAUACGAAGUACUCAGACUGUCAAUCAAGAUGUAUCGAUGCCAUCAUAUUUUUUUGAUUUUGUUGUUGUUUUCUGGUGGCAUUCUUGGAGAGGUUUUCCGAGGCGAUCAAAAUUGUUCCUGCGGAUUCUACGACCCAGACACCGAAGAGCUCUUCACCGACGCCAUCAUCGUGUAUUUCAACGAAACUGACAGGAUACCGGAUGAUUUUGUUACCGAGAAAUACGAAAACACGUAUGAGAAAGAUUGGAAUGCGAUCUAUCGCCAAGGUGCCCUGCCAUCCAAUGUUCAGCUGAAUGGAUCAUCGAAGACAUUGGAUUUAUUUGUUUCGCCUCCUACAGACGAGCACCUGGUCAAUGGAGCGGGACUUUUGACUCGAAGAAAAGACAUACAGCACGGCUCGUUCCGCGUUUCCAUGAAGGGCGCCUCCAGAUCAUCGCGUGGGACGGCAAUGUCAAUGAUGUGGCAAUUCAACGAAACCGAAGUCACAGAAUUAAGCGUAAUGAACAUGAACGACCCGAUGGAAGCCUGGGUUGGGACCUUCGUGAACAACGAAUUCACAACCCGCGACUUGGGUACAAACUUUUCUACGGCUCUCGCUACUUCGCAUGCGAGUUCCAAUUACUCGACCCUUGGGACGUCCCUGACUAACGGAAGUAUGGAUCUAUGGUACUUCACCGAGUACCGAAUCGACUGGACCAAAGACAUGAUCAACUUCUUUAUUCAAGGGAACAUGUCGCGCUCGGUUGAGAGAGCUAAAAAUAGAGGAAUGCCGUCCGUCCCAGCACCGUUUCAUUUCAAACAUUGGUCAACUGGCAACCGAUUCUCGAUGCGAGGGCCACCGAGGAAACCAGCGAUUGCUAAAAUUGAAUGGAUACGGAUGUUUUUCAAUUCGUCAACGACGACGACCCAAGCUCGCGAAGACUUCAAUGCGCAAUGCUCCCUGGUAAAUGCUUGCUCAAUGGGAGAUCAUACAUUACGAGGCUCCACGCCCUCCUCUCGCGAGUCGGCGGAAAGGUGGAAGCAAGAAGGUAGCAAAAGCAUCAUACGAAAGCCUGCAUUGUGGAUAUCGGUCAUUUGCCUGUGUUUUUCCUCUUUCCUGGUUAUACACGCUCUCAUUCUCCGAGCUCCGUGGAGAAGACGCAGUAAGCCAGAUGCGGAGGAUAAGACCUCUCAAUCGGGACCCAAACCAGCGGAUCAGUCCGAUUCCAAUCCAUUUGAAGCGCCAGCGUACAUUAUAGAAGCGCGAACUUCGACAUCCCCUUCACCAACAAUCACAAGCGGGUCAAUGCUUUCGGGAGGUCAGUCUCAGGACGACCUUGCGAUCGAGAAAGUCGAGGCCAGUCCUGAGGCCUCUCUUUGGGGUGGUUCCACCCAUGGCGGCCCGUCCCGGCCGGCAUCUACUAGAUUCGAUAGUCGAGGUACAACACCUAAAGUGCUGUCGCCUUGUCCAAGCACCAUCAAUAUAGCUCGUGAAGAGAUGCCUCUACCGAACCGCAGUCUCCAUCGAUUGGAGAGAUUGUCCGUCGCGACUUCCAAACGAGGUUCCGAGAGGACACUGGUGCCCUCGAACACCAAAGAACCGCAGGACAAAGUGCAGAUGAGCACUGUCACUGAGUCUGCGUUGCCGGCCCCUCGUAUGAAACCUCAGCCGCUUCCGCCUCGACAGAGGAUUGACUAUCUCGCUGGACUGGUUGCCAUGUGUGCUAUCUUAGUCACUGUGAUGCACUUCGGCUUAACGUUUGUUCCAGCGAUAGUGAUACCAGGCGCCCCACGACAUCAUGAAUCCGAAUACUGGGCGCAGCGGAUUGUCGCGCCCUUCAUUCUCAAUCAGAUGUGGCUUGGUGUCUUCUUCACUACCUCUGUCCGCUUCUUAGUUUCGCCAUACCUGAAAAGGGGCAACUUGCAAGAUAUUGCGAAAGCUGCUGUCCGUAGAACACCACGUCUCAUGAUUCCGGUGGCUUCAAUUGCAAUGCUUGAGUAUUUCCUUGUUGACUGUGGGGCGACAAAGUUCUUGAGAUACAUACCAUCGCUCACAUGGUCCACAUGGCCAUACGUGACCCGCUACCCAACAGCCGGACACUUUGUCUCCGAGGUGCUAGAACUCAUAUAUCUUGUGCCCAACGGCGUGCCACAAAUCACCUUCAACUUUUGUACGGGUGUGCUGUGGACAAUUGCCGUGCAACUUCAAGGCACAUGGCUCAUUCUGUGUGGCGUAAUCGUCGUGUAUGAGAUCAGGAGUCCGUGGAAGCGCAUGGCAUAUUAUGCCUUCUGCGUGCUCAACCAUUGGUAUGCCCAAUCCUGGGGCUCGUACCUCUGGCUCGGGCUCCUCCUGACCGAUCUGGAUAUCUCGUUCAAAUACAGAGAGUAUCUUCAUGCCUCACCUUGCGUCUACUAUCCACUGAUCACUUUGCUAUGGCUGUGCGUCGCCACCGGCUUCUCAGCAAACGUCAUUCCCAACUGGAUCGAUUUCAACUUCGCAACCUACGAACACAACAUCCACCCAGACAUCCCGAGCGGCGAAGCCCUCUGGAACACCCCCAACGCCGGCUACCCAGCGUACUACAAGCCGCGCCUGAACGGCCUCCUCUUCGCAGCAGGCAUGCAAGCCAUCGUCGAGAUCUCCCCAUCCGUCCAAUGGGUCCUCUCCAUGCGCGCCUUCCUCGUCCUCUUCCCCCACAUCUUCACAAUCUACCUUCUCCACGGCCUCGUCUUCUGGAGCUGGGGCUCCUGGCUCAUGAUCUUCCUCGCCGACCGCGGCCUCAGCUACGGCACCAACGUCGCCGUCGUCGGCGUCACUUCGUACGCCCUGCUGUUCGCCAGUCUCCCCCUUGUCACGCCCGUCAUCGAGGCGCUGGGUAAGGACAUCACGUCGCUGGUGUGGAUGUCGGCUGUCGAGGAGAGUCCGCCGCGCCGACGCACGCUGUUUCCGUUUCCGGACGACUUGCUGGCUUCGCGGCAGGGCGGCGGGAAGGGGGAGGGCGAUGUAGAGAAGAAUGGAGGCGUGGCGGUGAGGAAUAGUGCGGGGAGUGGGAGCGUGGUGGUGAGUAGUGGGUCGGCGACGCCGAGUAGUGAGAAGGCGAAGGCGAAAGAUGAGAUUAAGGAGAUCAGUCAGUUUGACUUCCAGUUUAAGGGGAAGGGGAAGGUGCAGCAGGUUAGGAGUGUUUGGGAUGAGUGAGAGAGUAUGUAAGUACGUCAAGGGGUGGUAAAUAAUCAUGGCGGUGGUGAGGUAGAGAUUUGGAGUCUGUCGUCGUUUGAGUUUUAUAUUCCUUUUACAGAGAUGUAUGUAUUGGUCGUUCGUGUCGCAACGAUCAUAAGGUCGUUGGGAUGGUAGGAAGGGGUUGGAUACAUGAGCAUGUAUCGUUUUUUUCCCUUCCCUUCUUUGUUUAGGGGCUGGUAAAUAAUAG